AAGUGCAAAACUCAACAUUGACUAUAAUAUUUUCCUGUAGUGCAUAUAGGGCUAGAUUCUUGGUCUUGCUUGUGUCACUUCAAGCAGCUGGAGUGUCACAAAGUGACCUUAAAGUUGUCCUAAAGGGGCAGCUGAGGAUUUCUCUGGCCGGGGAAAAAUCCUAGGCUGCUGGUAUAAAACCCCUCCUGAGAUGCUCUCAUGCAGACAGAGGAGUGGUGGGGAAUUGUUCUGGGGUGUAGUGUUGUGUUCAACAGAUUUCGGGCCAGUGCAGCAGUCUGUAAGGGGCUGUUCUAGCCCUCGUACAUUAGGACAGCUCUUUGGUUGCUCUAACUUUUAAGCCAGGGCUGGCUCAGAAGCAGGGAAGUUCAUAAAAGAUGGUAAGAGCCACCCUUGCCAAUAUCCACCCCGGUAUAAGAACAUGCACAGUGGCGUCAGGCAUGGGCUUGAUGCCACUGAAAAUUGCACACGCAUUUCUCAGCUCCUAAGAACAGCCCUGAAUUCCAAAAGCUACCAAUAUGCUGAGAAAUCUACAGUAGCUUCUGGGAAGUACUAUCCAGAGAAGCUGCAAAAUCAUAUAAUUUAAGGUCCAAUGUGAUUGUGCACAAGUUUGUUAAAAAAAUAACCCAUUUUGAGUUUGUGUAAGUACAACAAACAAACAGCACUCCAAAAGUAAUAUUAGAACAGUGUUUUCACAGGUAAUUUUUAAUUAAAAAAAAAAUCAACUUUAGCUGAGUAGUCAUGAGAAAUAUAAUUAGUGAUACGUUUUUUGUGUAUGGAAAGUUUCUAAGUGCACAGAAAGUCUUUCAGUGAAAGAACUAGUUGGUUCUCAACAACUAUAAUAUCACUGCUGCUCAGUGCUGUAAGUUAUAUAAUUUGAUUUUAUUUUGUUACUAGUUGACAAUGUAAUUUUUAUUUUUACUCUUGUCACCACAAGAUGGCUCCGUGAACAUUUCUUUUGGUAUCCUAUGAGAAAAUUAACUGUACUUGUAGGUCACUGAAAAUUAGAUGAGUUUAUGAAUGUAGAAAUUUCAAUAUGUAAACUCCUGAAAAAGAAUACUUUGUCUAACUUUUAACCUAGCCAGUAAUAAACAUAUAAUGGAUAAAUGACAUGACAAAAUUGCUAAUUUUGUUUGUAAUCUUCCAAGUCCUUUCCUUUGCCUUGGUUGGGACGCUACUUAUUAAGUAUAGUACAGUUCAGUUAAACAUCAUUAAGACAUCAAAAUUAAAUGUUAAGAAAAGCAAAAAUAAAGUAGUAUAAUUUGAAAGGGAAUGCUACAGCAGUGAUUCAAAUGAACAAAACAAACCCCCUGACAAAGUGUCUUCAAAUAUCUUUUAGAGUGUGGACUGAAAUAUCUAGUGGGAGCAACCCCACAGGGCACCACAGCAAAAGUUUAUAUACUUGCUCCUUGAGGGGUGGGCUUGGAAAUUCUCAAAAGAAGGUUGCAUCAGAGUUCAGACACCCCAUUGCAAGACUGAUGAAGUUUUUUUUAUAUACAGCUUGGUUCCUCCUCCUGUAAAAAUACAAUCACAAAAUCAAAGAGAAAUUAGACUGUGAUGUUCAUGAAUUAUGUUGAGAGUGGGUCAAAACUUGGAAUUUAACAAUUCUCAUCCUAAUUUUGGAAUUUGAAUUCUGACAUUUCAAAAAUUCCUUUUGUCCCAUAUUGGAACGAAAAGUUGAAAUUUACUGUGAAAUAAAAUAUCUGAACAAUUUUUUGUUUUGCAGUAUUGAAAUGACCAUAUCAAAGGUUAAAGCACUUUGUUUCAUCUUUAUCCAUUAAUAGAAUGGCUCAUUUCCCCCCCUCAAAACUAUUUUCACAAUUAUACUGUAGCCUUUCAGGAAUAUACUCUUCACUUUUCUCCUGUUCUUGACUUUGUUGUGGAACAGCCAUUCAUAAAUUAUUAGUUUGAUGUUUUCUAUUGCAAAGAUUCUUCCUGACAAGAGUAAAAAGACAGUCCCCUCUCUUAAUGAGCUGGUUUUACUUCCUUAUGCUAAAAGACAGGCUAGUUCCUGAUACUAGCAGUAAUAUAGAUGUUUACAGUGCUAGUCAUCUUGUUCUCACUCCUCCAUUUCUCAAUCAGGAACUACCAUAAUUAAAGAUAUCACAAAGAAACUUUACAAAUUCAUUGGUUUUGUGACUGAUUUUGGCUCCAUUUUAAAAAAAAUGAAAAUAAUAAUAGUUUAUUGGUAUUUCUUUCUGAACUUCCCUAUCAUUUGUGUAAUGGAAUUGGAGCUGUUUUGUAAUAAUUUAUAAAUACUGUAUAUUGACCUGACUCUUGGGAUUUUUGCUGUAUGAAUGUGUUGUUUUUGUUUAAUAGGGGACUGUAGGGAAAAGGAAGCAGCGAAGGAAAGAAUGGCUCAAGAUAAAACACUUGAGCAAAUAUUUGAGAAUUAAGAGGCAAUUCCAGUUCAGGAAAGAACUAUGCAGAUUUAAUAAGGGUCACUUUAGCAAAGGUGUGAGAGGGCGCUUGUUCAGCGCAACCAGGCUGACACAGGCACCCGUUAGACUGAGCGUCUGAAGAAGUUAAGGCCUGCCUAAGUUACCAUCAGACAAUGAUGUGCCCUUCACUCUAAAAGCUUUGUUCCUAUUCAUAAAUAAAUACUACUUUGUUUUUAAGAAGCCUGUCCGCACACUGGGCAUCACUAGUCUUGGACUGCCAAAGGGAAGAACCUCAGGUGUCCAAACUCAGUUGGACCUGCAGGGUGAGAACAGUUGACAUGCAAGGUACUGUAGUCCAGGCCCUGAUUUAAGUGUGGGAGAACCGGAAUUCCACCCCAGGACAGAUAAAGGCAUGACGAAGUGCACUCAUGCAUCACACUUCUCAUAAACUAUGACUAAUAUAAUACGAUCUGACCACUGUGUCGUGCAUGACUGGAAAGUAAAUUGGUAAAACCCCUUCUCAGUCUUUGCAGAUGAAAUCAUUGAUAAAAGAAUGAAAAGUUCAUUAUAUGUUUUGGCUAGUAGUUUAAUUCUGGACACUAAUUAUUUAAUUUUUAAUAUUGGGUCUUAGAUAGGAGUCAGUGGUUUUGCAAAGAUGUUCUGGGGAGUUCUUGUAGAAAAGACAUGUUUAGGGAUGUUUUGCCACAUAGGUUUACUUUUUUCCCUCCCCCUCAAAAGCAAGAUCUGUACAGUUGUAAAUAUACAGGUUUCAGUAAUUUAACUGUUUGUUUUUUCAGCUGUGAAUAAAAUUGUUAUAGUCAUUGUCUUGGGACAGUGAUUAGCCAAAGUUAUGCAAAAGACCAUAUGUUGCCUUGAAAAACCUAAAUGGAUGGAAACCUAAAAUAAAGUGCUGUUUUUCAAAGACACCCAUUUUACAGAAGGGGAAUAUUAAGUGCUUUUUUUUUUUUUUUUUUUUUUAAGUUCUAUAAGCUGUGUGACUUUGGGAGGAAUACAAUUAGUACUAGCAAUUACUAGUUGUAAUUUAACAUGCCAUAUCUUAUGUAGAACUGUUAUGGAAAGUUUCAACCAAAUUUUGCAUGCUGUUUUGUAGAGGCAGACUUAAAACAUUAGCUCCUAUCGAGUAUCUCUGAAAAGUUUCCUAGGUUAAUUUUAUCCACUUUAAUCUCCAAAAUGACUUAACCUACAAACUUUGCACUUGAUGUGUCUUAGUGCCUUUUAAUUAUCUUAACAGAUGUGUUGAAAAUAGAAAAGUGGCUUUUCACAUAAUCACGGCUUUUCCCUUACCCGUAAGGUUUUUAGGGUGGACUAAAUGAGAUGAUAAUGGAGGCAUCACAAAUAGACUUAUACUCUGAGCAUAAGGAGCAUGGAAGAAGUCACAGAAAUGGUUGUGGUAAAGGAGAAAUAAAAGAUUGAGUUAUUGAGUCCAACGCCUUUCAGAGUUACAGGGUGUCAUACAGAAUCUCCACUCUGGGUACAGUAUACACAAACAACAUAAAUCUACCUAUAUAUUACUUGCCUUGUGAAGUCCAUAAACUUGUUGAGGCUCCUAAAACAUGCAUAGAAAUAUAACCAUGUGUACUAUUAAAAUCAGAAUGUCUAAAAUUGAAAACAGAAUUUUAUCCAUAUGUCCUAAAAUUACUAUUUCUACCAAUUCUGAAUAUUUAUAAUAAAAUAAUAUGCUGAACAAGCACUAUCAAAUUGAUAUCAGUACUAUCUAUUGCCAUCACCCAAAAAUUAUAUACACUUAAAAAAUAAAAUACUAUUCACAUAUUUCUACUUCAAAAAUACUACUUAACAGAUCAUCUUCAUAUGGGAAAUAUAUUAAUAUAGAUAAUAGAAAAAUGUUUAAAUACUCCUCUGAAGAAAUGUUCCAGCAAUUAAGUCUAUUACCAAACAAACCCUUUCCAGCUGGAAAGAGAAUGUCCAGAUAGGGUAGUGUGUGAAGCUAUGAAACAGCUGGAUGUUUUGAAUAUGAAUUUCAUAAAUUUUAGAAAGCAUGGGGUUUUGUGUGUGUUUAUAUGAGCAUUUGACAGAUCAGAUAGGAAUUCUCUUUCAUACUUAACUAUUUCUCUGAAAUGAUGAAUUCUGGAUCUUUGGUUUUAUUCUGAAUUUUAGUUCAGUCAUUUUGAGUCACUUAUAGUGAGCAUGUCCACUGCUUCUAGUGCUUGGCUAUGGAUUUCCGUUUCAAGUUUUAUUUUUUUGUUUUGUGAAUUUUGACAAUUGAUCCGGCUUUUGUGUAUUUACAAGGUGAAGCCACAACUGCCCCCAAAUUCCUUGUCCUCCCUUUUUUGGCAAUGCAAAUCAACUUUUUUUGACAUAUUAGUGUCACCAUACAGUAAUAGUCCACUAGAGGAAAUUCUGUAGAAAAGUUAUCAAAAGCAUUGUGCUUCCUGUCUAUAUCAUAGUGUAUUUUUAGCAUGGAAGCUCCUUAAUUAAUCAAAGUAAAUAUCUUUUCUGAAGGUAUGCAAUGCCAGUGGGAAAUAUGAAUGGGGACAUAAGUAGCCAGAAAUCUUUGGUACUGUUUGUUUCCUUGGUACCAAUGUUGCUGCGCUAGGUUGCAAUCAAUACCAAGUAAUGGAGUAUAAAUCAUUGUUUAUUUAGAGUCUGUUAUUUAGUUCAGUCUAAUUUGAGGCUGGAGUAACUUUUAAAAAAAGAAAAACCUUCCACAGCUGUGGACAAUAAUGCAAGAAGGAAUAUUAAGUAUUAAACUCUUCACCCAACUUCAACUCUAUUUGAAUGUCCAAAAAAGGUUGCAUGAAAGGGUUGGCUGUGUAUUAAGCAGAUGUCCUUGGUAGAUUUGGGAAAGAAGCUUUUAGAAGCAGCACGAGCAGGUCAAGAUGAUGAAGUUCGCAUUUUGAUGGCAAAUGGAGCACCUUUUACCACAGACUGGUUGGGAACAUCACCACUUCAUCUAGCAGCACAGUAUGGGCACUAUUCAACAACGGAAGUAUUACUUCGAGCUGGUGUAAGUCGGGAUGCGAGAACCAAAGUGGACAGAACUCCAUUGCAUAUGGCAGCAUCUGAAGGCCAUGCAAACAUAGUAGAAGUCUUACUUAAGCAUGGUGCUGAUGUUAAUGCAAAGGACAUGCUAAAGAUGACUGCUCUUCACUGGGCUACAGAACACAAUCACCAGGAAGUGGUUGAGCUCUUAAUAAAAUAUGGAGCAGAUGUCCACACACAAAGUAAAUUUUGCAAAACUGCAUUAGAUAUUGCAAUAGACAAUGGGAAUGAAGAUGUAGCAGAAAUAUUACAGAUUGCAAUGCAGAACCAAAUCAAUACAAAUCCAGAGAGUCCUGAUACUGUGACAAUACAUGCAGCCACACCACAGUUUAUCAUUGGACCUGGAGGGGUGGUGAACCUUACAGAUGAGACGGGAGUAUCUGCUGUACAAUUCGGAAAUUCAUCAACAUCAGUAUUAGCUACAUUAGCAGCUUUAGCGGAAGCAUCCGCUCCACUGUCCAACUCUUCGGAAACGCCAGUUGUAGCAACAGAAGAAGUAGUGACUGCAGAAUCUGUGGAUGGUGCAAUUCAGCAAGUUGUCAGUUCUGGAGGUCAACAAGUUAUUACUAUAGUUACAGAUGGCAUUCAGCUUAGUAAUCUCCAUUCAAUUCCAACCAGUGGAAUAGGUCAGCCAAUCAUUGUGACCAUGCCAGAUGGACAGCAAGUAUUAACAGUACCAGCAACAGACAUUGCUGAAGAAACUGUGAUCAGUGAAGAACCACCAAUCAAGAGGCAGUGCAUUGAGAUUGUUGAAAAUCGUGUGGAAUCUGCAGAAAUAGAAGAGAGAGAGACUCUACAGAAACAGCUGGAUGAGGCAAAUCGAGAAGCACAAAAGUAUCGACAGCAGCUUCUAAAGAAAGAGCAAGAAGCAGAGGCCUAUCGGCAGAAAUUAGAGGCAAUGACCCGUCUCCAGACUAAUAAAGAAGCUGUUUAAAUAUUGAAAUGGACAUAUUGCAAAGUCUGUUACUUUCAGUCAUGAAAACUGCAGUACAAUCUUGAACUGUACACUGUAUAGGUACAGAAAUGAGAUUACAUAAUAGCAAAGAUGCUACAGGUUGAUAAGUGGACUUAGCCAUGAGCUCUGAUGAAUUUCUUGUAACAUAAAAACUGAAUUUAGAAAUUGUGAAAAGUAUUUAAAAUGAAAUACUGUAAAUAGUUGUUUUUUUACAGUUCCAAAGUGAGUUGAUAAAUCUUUUUGAAGGGAUCCAGAAACACAAGAAGCCAAUGUUUUUGUGAAAGUUUGGAUUUUAGUAUAAAUCUAAUUUCUGAAAAACAGAACAGUUUUAAGGGUGAUGUUGCUGAUAAAGAUUGACAGUUUGAAAAUGAAUUAUGUGACAAAAUGAAUUAAUAGUUAUUGAAUAAGAAAUGUCCUGAUGGAAAUCUUUGUACAACUUUAAGUAGUUGUCUUAGAUUUUCUGAAAACCCUUGUUUUAGAAAGUGAAAAUUUUAUAUUUAAUUUCCAAUAUAUCCAAGUAGAUUUACAUGUAUAUGAAGCUAAUAUUUUUUAAACUUUUCAGUUUGUACAUAUGCUGCAUGUUUUUAUAAUUUCUACAUACAUCUUGCAUAAGUAUUUUUCAGCGAAGAUGAGGAAAAUUAUGAGGAAAAAAUGUUUAGCCUAAAUGUCACUUGAAGUAAGCUAGCAGCCAGUUUUAUUGUGAAUGGUAUAUUUCUUGGAAGAAUGUAAUUUGUAAAAAUAAAAAAAAUCUUAAUUUACUUUACACAGACAUUAUCUGAAAAUGCUGACAGUGGGGGGGGGGGCAUUGAAACUUCACUUUUCUGUGUGUCUUAUAACUUUCAUGUGCAAACAUUUUUAAAGUACAGAAGUAUGAAAGACUGUCUCCACAGGAACCCACAUAGCAAUUCCUUUUAAAUAUUCUUGUGAAGCUGUUUCCCCAAUAAUCUUCAGAUUAUCUCAAGGACACAUUUUAUAAACAGACUUUUGCAUUUAAAUUAUGCACCUGGACCUGAAAGUUUGAUGUUGUUUUGGUGCUCUUGUUACCUACCAUCAUUGUGCUUCACUGUGAUAAAUGUGUCUCUGUGCAGUGAUCUGUAUGAAUACUUAGCAUUUAUAUAGUGUUUUCAUCUUCAAAGUGUUGUAUAAUCAGUAAAGAAUUAAUCAUCACUGUCCCCUAUGGUAUGGACAUUAUUGCCCCCAUUUUACAACUGAUGUAAGCAUGAUACAGAAAGGUUAAGUGAUUUGCCCAAGGCCACAUUAAGUCAGUGGCAGACCCGGGAAUAGAACUCAGGAGUUCCCGACUCCUAGUCCCGUCCUUAGCUCAGUCUGCCUUAAGACUGUUUGUUUGUUUGCUGUGUUACAUUCAACUUUGAACUAUUGUGCGGAUUCCUUUUUUGUAAAACAUAACUUGUCUUUUAUUUGUGCUUUGCUUUGUCUUUCCAUGUUUCACUGCUUUUAUGAUAUUGUUUAUGUAAACUUAAAGUCUAGUUUGCCUAUACUGUAUUCAAAGGCAUUGCCCUUAAAACUGUACUCUGGCCUACUUUUUCUAUUUUACAAUUAAAUACCUUUUCCACAUA
Molecule: messenger RNA, 7931 nt
Organism: Gopherus flavomarginatus (Mexican gopher tortoise)
Lineage: Eukaryota; Metazoa; Chordata; Testudines; Testudinidae
Gene: GABPB1
Product: GA binding protein transcription factor subunit beta 1
Exons: 9
Coding region: 5182-6333 (383 amino acids)
Biological process (GO): positive regulation of transcription by RNA polymerase II
Cellular component (GO): nucleus
Molecular function (GO): protein binding; transcription cis-regulatory region binding
Source: RefSeq, a predicted model, not a curated record